UGAAUUCUCAGUCAACCAAACAGACCCUUUAGGGACACCAUUACCAAAUAAUCCCGUUUUGUUCUCGGUCCUCUCUCCUUCGUUAUUCCCUCUGCAGUCCAAGAUUCUGACAAAUUCACUAGUUUCCUCUCAUGUCCUGUUUCUCAAUCAACAUCAUUUCUUGUUCCAAGAAAGACACCGGGAUAAUCAGAUAGCUACAGACAGUCGAAGAAGUCCCGCAAGAAAUUCAAGGAGGAGCAACAACUGAACCUUCUUUUAGGGUUUUAUUUGCACUUUCGCAAUCCGUCAGUUCUUUUGCGUGUCUCGAAUUUCUGCGCACUUGGCGUUGCUUCAUGAUUCUAAUUCUGGCUUAGAAUCAUGCUGUGGCUUCCUCAAUUCCAUUGGAGUAAUCUGAAUUUCUCGUGAAAUAUUUCUUUCUUAUUUCAAAUCCAAUGGCUCGGAAGGGUAAUCAAGCGAAAAAUGGACUUGAUCGCCAUACAUCGAAAAACAAAAAAAGAGGUUUAGAUUCAGGUUGUGCGGUGCUGGAUAUGCAAGGACGAGAGCAAGCUGGUGAAGGGAAAAUUUUUCAUGGAGAGGAACUUCCAAAUGACUACCAGACAGGUAUGCCUUGUAGGGAGAGUGGCAGUGGAACCUGCUGUACAGGAGAUGAAAAUAAAAGUAAACGAAGUUCCUGGAAAUCUCAAAGAAAAGAGAAGCAAGAUGCAAUGCAGGGUGUUGAGCAGCCAUUGCCUUCUGGUUACAGCAGCACUUUGAGCGAAAAUCCUGGUGUCCAAGAAGAAAAUGGAGAUCCACCACUUAGUGGUCAUAGACAUACAAAAGGUGGAUUGGGUUUCCGGCUCAGUGGACAAGCCAAAAUGAUGUUGGAGAAUGUGGAUUUUUCAGACAAUAUUGUGGUUAGAAACUUGAGGGAAUUUGCUUUCUCCAUCUCCAAGUCAGCUGGUGAAUGGCUAGAGAGGCAGGGACCGUUGAUUGCUACUUUAAAAACGAACAUGAAUAGUGUUCAUGAUUAUGCUAGACUGAAAAUUCAGCAAGCAUAUCCUGUCUUGUUGAAAUGGCUCAUGAAUUUUGGGAAUAUAAUGCUUCUUUUAUCUGUGGUUUGGCUGGACUGUACCCUUAGAGGCAUUGAUUCAGUUCUACGCAUGGGGACAACAUCCUUUUUCUCUGUUCUUUGGUGCAGCAUUCUCUCAGUAAUUGCUAUGGUCGGGUGGUUCAAGUUUCUUAUUGUCUUGGCCAUAUAUGCUUUCGUCGGACUGUUUGUUGGUCUCACCCUUGGAAUUUUAAUAGUUGCUAUUUCUGGAACUGUUUUCCUGUGGUUCUAUGGAAGCUUUUGGACAACGUCACUUGUCAUAUUCCUUGGAGGUUUGGCGUUUAUGUCGAGCCAUGAACGCUUGGCAUUGUUGAUUGCCAUCGUGUACUCUGUGUAUAGUGCUUGGACAUAUGUUGGAUGGCUUGGUUUGCUUCUGGGUUUGAGUUUGUCUUUCAUCUCAAGUGACAUUCUGAUUUACAUCCUGAGCAAAAACUUAAACCAGCAGAGAAGAACCAAUGGCCACGAUGAACAAACUGACGGCAUGCAAGGUCAACCGCGCUUCUUUAACAGUGAGUCAGUGCAUCCUUCAUCCUUUGAAACUAGCCCAGGGUUAUCAGCAGAUCGUGGGCCUGGUGUUCCGUCAACCAGUGGAGUUGAUUCUGAAUUAACUUCUGAGGAGGAAGUUGUCCGAUUGUUGAACUGUACUGAUCACUAUUCAGUGUUGGGCCUUCCCCGGUAUGGAAAUGUGGAUGUUCCUUUACUCAAGCGGGAAUAUAGGAAAAAGGCAAUGCUGGUCCAUCCUGAUAAAAAUAUGGGUAACGAGAAGGCUGCAGAAGCUUUUAAGAAACUUCAAAAUGCAUAUGAGGUUUUACUUGAUUCCUUGAAACGAAAAACAUAUGAUGAUGAAUUGAGGAGUGAAGAGCUGCUAAACUAUUUUCGCAAGUUUCAAAGUACUUCUCAUCAGAAUGGACGACGUGGUUUCUUUGCCUCUGGGUUUACUCGCUCGGAGGCUGAUGGUGAGGACCCACUUGGAGAGUCGAGAAGAAUAGCAUGCAAGAGGUGCAGCAACUUCCAUCUCUGGAUACAAACUAGAAAAUCGAAAUCACGAGCAAGAUGGUGCCAGGACUGCAAUGAUUUUCACCAAGCAAAAGAUGGAGAUGGAUGGGUUGAGCAAUCGUCACAACCCUUCUUAUUCGGAUUAUUGCAGAAGGUUGAUGCUCCAAUAGCGUAUGUUUGUGCUGACAGCAAGAUAUACGAUGCCACAGAAUGGUAUAUUUGUCAGGGAAUGAGAUGUCUGGCCAACUCUCACAAACCAAGUUUUCAUGUAAAUACUAGUGUUACCUCCAAGCAUAAUUCCAGCAAGGGAUCGAGUUCAGGACAAAGAUGGGCGCCAAAACCUAAUGUGGAAGAGACCAUGACAGAGGAAGAAUUCUUCGAGUGGUUCCAAAAUGCGGUGCAAACAGGAAUGUUUGACUCAUUUAAUGACAGCACAUCUACUGAGAGCCCAUCUCCGAGGGCUGGAAAUGGUCCCAAGAGCAGCGGCAACAAGAGGAAGAAAAAGGGGAAGAAGCAAUGGUGAAGCCAGCAAGGUUUUUCCAGCUUCUUCUCAUUGAAGAACCUCCAUAUGAGGCCUACUUCCUUUUCUAGAAAUAAAGUUCUGAGGAAAGUUUGACUCAAUUAAACUCUAUACAGGCAAAAUUGCAGGUCCUUUUUGGCCUGCAUCAUACAGGGUUUGUAUAGUGUUCAAUUUUCCUUGCUGGAAAUUUCUGGAAAGUUCGGACUGGGAAGCAUCAUAGGUGUUGCGGUUGUCUUCGCGGGUUCUGGUGAUAAAUGUUGGCAUAUAUACUUGAAGCUUCUUCUCUUCUAUCACAGAGGAUUUUUUAUCAUAAUUUUCAGAUAAAUGACAGAGGAGGGAAGCUUCAAAAUUUUCACAAGUAAUAAUAUUAAACCUGCUUACCAGUAAA
Messenger RNA from Tripterygium wilfordii, 2991 nucleotides. RefSeq lists its product as uncharacterized. Bases 432 to 2606 code for a protein of 724 amino acids. The record is from RefSeq and is a predicted model, not a curated record. Lineage: Eukaryota; Viridiplantae; Streptophyta; Magnoliopsida; Celastrales; Celastraceae. The transcript is spliced from 10 exons.